This is a messenger RNA of Prorocentrum cordatum, 798 nucleotides long. The record is from the annotation of a GenBank genome assembly. Lineage: Eukaryota; Dinophyceae; Prorocentrales; Prorocentraceae.
AUGAUGCUCGAUGUGCUGAUUGCCGUGGCCGUCAGCGACGACGAUAGUGGUGGUGUUGGCAUGCGGGGUCAAGCGUUGCCGCGCAGGUUGUUGGCAUACGCCCAGCAGCCUAUCGCGACUGCUCACCCGCAGCUCCCUCGCCGGCCUGACCACCGGGGGGCCGACGAAGCCAUGGCAGGACAGCAGAGGCAGGAGUCGGGGUGCAUCCCCUGCUGCAACUGCUGCGUGACCGUGCCGCAGGACAAGAUUUACGCCGUAGAGAACUUCGGAAGCUUCACCAAGGCUCGGCGCGGCGCGCUCGGAGGUAAGCGGGUUGAGCAGAAUGAGGUGUUCGUCGAGACCAAAACGAAGGAUAACGUCUUCGUUAUGGUGAAAGUGUCCGUUCAGCAACAGGUUAUCCCAGAGCAAGCAGAGUCUUCUAUCUACAAGCUUGCCAACGUCAGCGCGCAGAUCGACUCGUAUGUAGCGGAUGUGGUACGCUCGUCUGUGCCCAGGAUGACAUUGGACGAGGCAUUUGAGGAGAAGGACAAGAUAUCCGCCGCUGUCAGUGACACCCUCACGAAGAGCAUGCACGAGUACGGCUUCCAGAUCAUCAAGGCCCUCGUCACCGAGCUUAAGCCCAGCCAGGACGUGAUGAACUCUAUCCAGCUGCCUGCGGCACACCCCGCCAUCGCGCCAGUGCAGCAGCGCAGCAUGAAGGAGAUUCAGUCGAAGACUCUAGUACACUUUCUUUUGGUCCUCCUGAGGGCAUCUCGAGCGCCUUUCAGGUACGUUCUGGAUUCCUUUGGUGGUUGGUAG